CAUGUAAUGACAUGACGCAGAUAUGAUAAUAGACAAUCUGUGUGAAGCGUCGAAAAGAAAGGGGCAAUCGUUUAUUUUCCUGACUUUUCGUCCAAAGUUAGGGUUCAAUUUACACAAAUGAUCCACUGGCAUAUAUGUUAACUACCAUACCGUGGAAUUAGUCGCAGAAUAACAUCAGAAGCAGUGGGAAAAUGGAGCCAAGACCUAUUAAUAUGCGAGGAUCCGAACGUAAACCCGAAACUCAAGACCGACUUCGUGUUACGAGAAGUCGAACAGCAGCAGCAGCAGCGGCGAGUGUGAGAAAUUCAGGCGCAACAGCUACAUCAAGUGUUCCGUUGUCGAACAUAACUGCAAGUACAACUUCAAGUAGAUCGACAAAUACAAACAUUGGAAAUGAAUCCACAAGACCAAGGAAACGAGUUAAACUGAACAAUCCUUCAUUUUCCAAGAAUGUCUUCUUGGGUGUUCGUAGUUCUCAACUUGGAAAGCGGCCGGUCAGAUCUGCCACAGAGCUUCCUCGUGAGCUCCUGAUGACGUGCGAGAGCAGGAUCGGUCUUCAGGCUUCCUCCGGCACUCCGUCUCCUGCUACCAUCCCCGUCAUCGCCGCUGAACUCUCUGAAGCAUCCAGGAGUCUGUUGAACACCAACCCAGAGUUACAGCAGUACUACCUCUGUCUCAAGCUACUCAAGAAAAUAACGCAGAGGCUCAUGCUUGAGUCAACGGUAGAGUACCCAGCUGACAGUGGCAAAUUCAAGGAAAGCAAGACUAUUAAUGCAGAAAUAUUCUUACUCUUUGGAGGUGUCGAGGUCACUGUUGAUCUUCUCCUUCAACCACACUUCUACAAGAUAAAAGAGAAGAAAUGUGUGAAAAGCAAUGAAUCUAAACCUGCUGAAGGACCUUCACCAAGCGGUGACACCCCAGCAACAUCUACCACAACCACUCCUGAAGCAUCACCAGCAACAGCAACAACAUCAGCAGCAACAUCAGCAGCAGCAACAUCCACAACUCCAGCUGUGGCUGAGGCUCGAGCUGGAGCUGGAGCUGGAGCUGGAGCAACAGGCCAGGACAACACACCGUCGACUUCAUCAGCAACCGCAUCAUCAGCGACGGCAUCAGCAUCGUCAACGACCGCAUCAUCGUCGUCAUCAUCGGUCACGACGUCGGCAUCGGCCACCCAGCAGGGACCAGGAACGUUCCAGAUUCGUCUGGUGCGAGAGACCUACAUGCCUGGCAGUUUAGGACACCCAGCAUCACAAGAUCCACAAAAAGUUCUGAGACAUAAGAUAGCUUACAAUGCAAUGGAUCUCCUUCACUACAUGUGUCAAAAUAUGGGGACUGACAUGGCAACUCCUCUGUCAGACCAUGAUGACCUCAUAGUCUAUCUCUUCACCCUGCUCACGGAGAAGCAAUGUUUCCUCAAAGCUGCUACACUCAUAGAAGAUAUCCUUGGGGUUAGGACACAGAUGUUCCGACUUCAGGACAUCCCUGAUCUUGAAACGCUCGUCAAGAAGUUUGAGGAGGACCAGCUUGCUAACUUCUGCCGUGUUCUCUCCAUCACCAUCUCCGAGCUUGACCCUAAGGAUGACCCUUGCACCCUGGCUGCCCAGGAUAAGGCUUGCAGGAAUCGGAGUGAAACGCCCAUCUCUGAAGUCAACCAAAAGACAGUAGUAGAGCUUCCAGGCUUUGUGCAGAAAUUGGUCAAGAUCGCCUGCAAGUCAGUUGCCGAGCCCGACGGUGUGACCGACAUGGACACGCUCUUCUCCCAGAUCGAUAGCUGGGUGACCUGGCUCGACAGCUCCCUGGCCUUUGACGCCCUGGCCGAGGUAGCCAACGAGGACGAAGGUGUCUACCUCAACCUCCCCCUCCACGACCUCUCCUUACCCCUCCCAGACUCCCUCAAGACCAUGCACGAGGUAGUCUACAAGGUGGAGGUGCUCCACGUGCUCUGUCUGCUGCUUGGAGGCAAACAGAGGCACAAGGUACAUGAGAUCCUAGCCCAAUACAAGCUGAUGCCUGGACUGAACAACCUGUUUGACAAGGUGAUCUGGAGGUGCAAUCUUAGAGCUCCCAUCCAUGGGGUCAACGAGAACUGUGACUGCAGUCCAGAGGUUGCUCUCAAGGUCCAGUUCCUCAGACUACUUCACACCUAUUGUGAUCAUCAUGACAACAAGUACCUGAUCAUGACCAGACAUGAGAUCAACGAUCUCAAUAGAAUUUCAUCAAGUUCCAACAUUCCCCAGCUAGAAGCAGUCAAGAAGAUCGACAGGACGUUACUGUGCCAAGGUCAGAAGGGUAUCCUCACCAAGCUGGUUGAUGUGAUGAAGAAAGAACCCAGAGAUUCACCUUUCAGGUUCUGGAUGGCCCGCGCCAUAGAGAGCUUCUUGAGAGGCAAGACAUCGUAUGCAGACCAGACUUUCCUUAUCAGAAAAGGACUUCUAGAGCAUGUUGUACAGCACAUCCUGAGCAGUGAUCACCACUCCAAGGAGGUGCUACAGAGCUACUUUGAUCUGCUGGCUGAGCUCAUGAAGUUCAACAUCCUGGCUUUCAAGAGAUUCAACAAGGCCAUCAACUCAGAAGAACAGUUCAUGCAGUUCAUAGAGCUGGUACAUACCCACAUUGUAGACUCUAACAUGUUUGUGAGAUGCCUGGCCCUCACUAUCGAGCACUUUGAGAAGGAGCAGCCAGAAAACUAUGAAUGGGGCAUUCAGUCAUGUCGUCUCCUUCAGUACAUCUCUAAGAGAGAGAACCGUCUCACCUUCCUCUUCAAGCUCAUUAACAUCAUCCAUGUAGAGAUUCUCACCCAGGAGAACGUGAGUUGCUUGAACACCACCGUCAUCUUCCUGAUGUUUGCUGAUCGUAUCGGUGAGCUCUCCCGCUACCUCACCGAUCUGAGGAAAGAAGAACAGAAGCAGUGCAGACCCGGAUUCCUCCUUCAAAACUUCAGGGAGCUGCUAUUCUUCUGGCAAGAACACUAUCUCCACAAAGACAAGGACUGUAGCGCCCUGGAGAAGAGCUCCUGCAUCAGUUUCUCCAAAUGGAAGGACAUGGUCAGUCUACUGGUCAGCGGCAACACCCACUCCUCCUUGACCGUUGCUCACUAUCUGGCCAUGGAUGACCUCUUGCCCUGUACGGAACACCAGCAUGCCCCGAUGCGCACCAGCUGAGGCGAGCCAGCCCCUUAACUUCCAACCCCCCCCCCCCCCCUUGCUUAUGAUUUUUCUUCUUUUCUUGCCUUAUUUGGAGGAAGAGGGCUCCUGUUUGGUAACAACGGGGAGAGGGUUUGUCUGUUACGAUCCAAUGCAUCGUUUCACAUAACCAUCGUAACAUCCCAUUGGAAUGUGCGUUAAUUAGCGUUGAUUUCC
Molecule: messenger RNA, 3362 nt
Organism: Strongylocentrotus purpuratus (purple sea urchin)
Lineage: Eukaryota; Metazoa; Echinodermata; Echinoidea; Camarodonta; Strongylocentrotidae
Gene: trpc4ap
Product: short transient receptor potential channel 4-associated protein
Exons: 19
Coding region: 192-3164 (990 amino acids)
Biological process (GO): ubiquitin-dependent protein catabolic process
Cellular component (GO): Cul4A-RING E3 ubiquitin ligase complex
Molecular function (GO): phosphatase binding
Source: RefSeq, a predicted model, not a curated record